This is a messenger RNA of Vigna angularis (adzuki bean), 909 nucleotides long. RefSeq lists its product as uncharacterized. Lineage: Eukaryota; Viridiplantae; Streptophyta; Magnoliopsida; Fabales; Fabaceae. Bases 1 to 909 code for a protein of 302 amino acids. The record is from RefSeq and is a predicted model, not a curated record. The transcript has a single exon.
AUGCCGGAAAAACCUCCACCAAUGUUAGAACGCUAUGAUGGCUCCGCCGAUCCCGACAACCAUCUCCGCAACUUUAUUGAUGCCAUGGCGUUCUACACAGAUAAUGACCCCGUCAUUUGCAGAGCUUUCUCAUUGUCCCUGAAAGAUGAGGCACUCGAGUGGUACCACACUCUCCCUCAAAAUUCGGUAGACUGCUUCGCCACCGUUGAGGCCCUUUUUCGGAAACAGUACGCUGCUAACAAAAGACCGGAGAUGACUCCUGCUGAGCUCGUAAAUACCAAGCAGGGGAAGGAUGAAACCCUAAAGGCUUUCAUGCAAAGGUACAACGAGACGGCCAGACGCGUGAAAGACGUAAACCAUACCUUUAUUAUCAGCAAUCUCCCUUCGUGUUUAACACCGGGGUACUUUGCGGAACAGUUGUACGCGGAUCCUCCAAAAUCUAUGGAGGAGCUCCAAUCUACAAUUGCGAAAUUCAUCCGAAUUGAGGACCUCGGAAAUUCUAGGAAGAAGCAACAACAGGACAACUCAAACCAGGAGGCUAAGAAGGUCCCAAAGCGGCCGACCAAUGACUUUAAGGCAGAUCGACCACCCCGAAAAGAAUCAGGGUGGAUAUCUAAGUACGAUCGUUACACGUCUCUUAACGCGCCUAGGACAAAGGUGCUCGAAGAGGCUUUGCAUGCCGAACUCCUAACCGUUCGACGAAAAGCCACUCCAAAGAAUGCGGACAACAGUAAGGCAUGUCGCCUGCACAUGAACCACGACCAUGAUACAGAAGAGUGUCACAUGGUGAAAGAUGAGUUGGAAAGACUCAUUCGAGCAGGUUACCUCCAAAACUAUGUCAAAGAAAAGACAGCCUCCAGAGCGACAACUCCCCACCGAAAGGAAUCCUCUCGACGAAGUCCCGAAUGA